Molecule: messenger RNA, 1156 nt
Organism: Olea europaea var. sylvestris
Lineage: Eukaryota; Viridiplantae; Streptophyta; Magnoliopsida; Lamiales; Oleaceae
Exons: 4
Coding region: 177-1055 (292 amino acids)
Source: RefSeq, a predicted model, not a curated record
CCGCCUACUCUCUCUCUCUCUCUACCCAUGGAUUUCGUUUAUUAAGCUCCCCCUUUACCCAACCCACGCCCUAAGCUUCUCUCUCUCUCUCUCUCUCUCUCUCUCUCUCUCUUGCUUUCCUCCUCUCUUCUUGUAGCAAAAUUCAAGUGCGGAAAUCAAGAAAAGUUGAAGACAGAAUGAAACAGAGCAAAAUAAGUUGUUUCACAGAGGAAGAGAUUGGAGUGGCAGGGAUUUUACUCGAUUUGGGAAAUUCAGUUGUUGGAUCAGAAUCAAGACACAAUCUCUUAUGGGGUAGUAAAAGGAGGAGAUCUACUCGGGAUGCUCCGGCUCCUGCACCCGUAUCAGAAUCACCGUCCAUUAAUGGAACUGAGAUUGAAAUCGAACCUCGAGUCAUAGUGGAAGUUCCAUCCACAAGUCCAACGACGCCUCUCUCUUUUUCGCCGAGUGAAUCUGAUGAAAAGUCCAAGCAUUCUUCCAAGAAAAAGACAAAGGAGAAUUAUAUGGAGGUUAUAGAUGGAUUAACUAAACGCAGAGAUUUGCUCAAAGGGGAAGUAGAGAAUGUGAGGAAUCACUACAACAAGUUGAAGGCUUACAAUAUGAAGUUGAAAUCAAUGAAAGAAAAGGCAUUAACAACUUGCCUCAUAAACGAAGGUUCCCAUAUGGGAAUGAGCAGUUUCUUGAAUUUUGAGAUGAAUUUAGCCCAACAUUAUCAAAUUACUGCCGUGCCUCAUCACCAGCCGUUCAUUUUAGAUCAGAUGGCCACAGGGUCAUCAUCAUCAUCGUCACAAAUAAGGGAAAGUAUUCACUACCCAUUUAUCCCAAUGGCACCAUCCAGCAAUGGAUUGGAACAUGUUAAUCAAGUGGGCCCAGUUGGACUUCCUGAUCUGAAUCUUUCUCCUGAAGAGGCUUUUGUGGUGGAACCAUCCCAGCCGUUGGAUGUCAAUAGAGAUCUUGCCGGUAAACGGGCCAGAUUUGCCGAAGCCAGGAGGUUGAGGAGAGGAAUAAUCAAGAUUAAGCUGACGAGAAGUGGUGUAAAGACUCUGCGAAGCAGAUGAUCUUGGCAACCUUUUUUAAUAAAAAAUUAGUUACUGAUUAGUGUUAAUUAGAGUGUAAAUUGGAGAGCUCUAUAAAGAUAAAUUUCCACGUGUUUUAUGAA